Molecule: messenger RNA, 942 nt
Organism: Astrephomene gubernaculifera
Lineage: Eukaryota; Viridiplantae; Chlorophyta; Chlorophyceae; Chlamydomonadales; Astrephomenaceae
Source: the annotation of a GenBank genome assembly
GUUCUACAGUCCCACUUUACAGUGAGUUGUAAGAACCCACCGUGCAAAAUGGCUUUCACCCUCGCUAAGUCCGCCGCUAAGGCCGCUGUCUCCCGCCGGACCUCGGUCCGCGUUGAGGCUCGCCGCACGGUGAAGCCCGCUGCCAAGUCGUCCACCCCGGACAGCUACUGGUAUGGCCCUGACCGGCCCCUGUUCCUGGGCGCCUUCACCGGCCAGCCCCCGAGCUACCUGACCGGCGAGUUCCCCGGCGACUACGGCUGGGACACCGCCGGCCUGUCGGCUGAUCCCGAGACCUUCAAGCGCUACCGCGAGCUGGAGCUGAUCCACGCCCGCUGGGCUAUGCUCGGCGCUCUGGGCUGCGUGUUCCCCGAGCUGCUGGGCUCCUACGGCGUGCCCUUCGGCGAGUCCGUGUGGUUCAAGGCCGGUGCUCAGAUCUUCCAGGAGGGCGGCCUGGACUACCUGGGCAACUCCUCGCUGGUGCACGCGCAGUCCAUCCUGGCCAUCCUGGGCUGCCAGGUGCUGCUGAUGGGCGCCGUGGAGGGCUACCGCGUCAACGGCGGCCCCCUGGGCGAGGGCCUGGACAAGCUGUACCCCGGCGGCUCCUUCGACCCCCUCGGCCUGGCUGACGACCCCGACACCUUCGCCGAGCUGAAGGUCAAGGAGAUCAAGAACGGCCGCCUGGCCAUGUUCUCCAUGUUCGGCUUCUUCGUGCAGGCCAUCGUGACCGGCAAGGGCCCCCUCCAGAACCUGUCUGACCACCUGGCCAACCCCGGCGUGAACAACGCCUUCGCGUACGCCACCAAGUUCACCCCCUCCCCGUAAAUGCCUGGAGACGAGCCUGGUGCCGGCCGACUGGGCGGGGUGACAUCUGGCGGAGCGCUGUUGUGCUGCUGGCAGUUUUGAUCGUUUUGUUGCGGCAUGAGUUUUGGGCUGGCUGUCCCG